Molecule: messenger RNA, 1426 nt
Organism: Paralichthys olivaceus (Japanese flounder)
Lineage: Eukaryota; Metazoa; Chordata; Actinopteri; Pleuronectiformes; Paralichthyidae
Source: RefSeq, a predicted model, not a curated record
UUCACACCUUCUUCUGAACAAUGUUCUCUGUUUCACUCAUCGGCUCUUUGUGUCCUUUUCUCUCCAUUCUUCUUUCUCAUCAUUUCUUUUUUUCAUGGUCUUUUCUGUCCUCCAUCACUUGUUUUUAUUCACGCCUCUUUUUCUUUUCAAGUCUUUUCCUGUUUUCAUACUUUUUAUAUUUCCUUUUUUUCUUUUAUUCUUCACUUAUCCUCAUCCACUCUUUGGUUUCCUUUCCUUUCCCUUUGCUCCUUUCCUUUGGAUGUGUUUCUCCUCUUGUAGUUUUCCAUUCCCUUCUUUACUCGUCAGUACGUCUCCUCCCGGCGGCUUGUCUUCAGGUCAGCCCUGACAGUUCUCAGUUCUUCAUGUACGACACCAUCUCCCUGAACUGUGAAGACCUGAACAACUCCAGCCGCUGGAAGGUGAAGAGGAAAACCUCAGAGAGCGGACUCAGGUCCUGCGCCUCUGGUUGGGGCUCCAGCUCUUCAGACUCCACCUGCACCAUUGGAAACAUCUACCCGUCAGACAGCGGCCUCUACUGGUGUGAGUCUGCGGACGGCGAGCGGAGCGGCAGCGUCAACAUCACCAUCACUGAUCGCUCUGUGAUUCUGCAAAGUCCGACGCUCCCUUUGUCGGAGGGAGCUGCUGUGACUCUGCACUGCAAAGAGACGUCGUCCCCCAGCCGCGUCUUCAACUUCUUCAAAGAUGGCCGCCACAUCGGCAACAGCUCCUCAGGGGAGAUGAGCAUUCGCCGUGUUUCCAAAUCUGAUGAAGGACUCUACAAGUGCAGCAGCUCCGGAGGUGAAGAAUCUUUAUCCAGCUGGUUGACUGUUCACGCUUCAUGUCCAUCUUCGUCCUCAUGUCCGCCUGCAGCUUUAAAUCCAUCGUCUGUCUUCAGGCUGAUGUUUCACCUGCUGGUGGGAACGCCUUACCUGCUGUCCACCAUCUUACUCGGACUCAUAUACAGAGACAGGAAGAGAGAGAAAGUUAAACCUGAUGUUUGUUGCUGCAGCAGCUCGGACACUGGCAGAGAGAAGCAGCCAUGAUGUCAUCAUGGAAAUCGAAGCAUAGCCUGGAAACAAGUGGGCAAGAAAUUCUGCACCAUGCGAGAAUCGUCGUGGGAGAGUCAGUGACGAUCACUCGAGGUUUAUCUGCUGGAUGUUUGUGUGCGAUGGGUCAGCACAGAUUGUAGGUCGGGGGGGUGGUGAGAUCGGAUUCAAAGUAGGUGAGCGUCAGUUCUCAGAAGAGGAAGUUUGAAAUCCCACAAACAGCCCAGCAGUCAAAAUCAAAACUUGUUUAAGUCAAACACGCGACUGCAGUGGAAACAGGUGGAGUUCUGUGGCUUCAAUGACCUAAAUGCUGUGUUUUCUGUCGUGGUUGGAAACUGCUGCCAACUGAAGUCUCUGUUCUGUAGCUGAAUAAACCAAAG